Debaryomyces fabryi is the source of this 1800-nucleotide messenger RNA. It is a transcript of the gene UBA2, whose product is annotated as E1 ubiquitin-activating protein. Lineage: Eukaryota; Fungi; Ascomycota; Pichiomycetes; Serinales; Debaryomycetaceae. The record is from RefSeq and is a predicted model, not a curated record. The coding region runs from base 1 to 1800 and encodes 599 amino acids. Gene Ontology annotation, cellular component: SUMO activating enzyme complex; cytoplasm. Gene Ontology annotation, molecular function: SUMO activating enzyme activity. The transcript has a single exon. Gene Ontology annotation, biological process: protein sumoylation.
AUGGUUGGAGCUGGUGGAAUAGGAUGUGAAUUAUUGAAGAACUUGGUCCUAUCCCAAUAUGGUGAAAUACACAUAGUUGAUCUUGAUACUAUUACUUUAUCAAAUUUAAAUAGGCAAUUUUUAUUUCGACCAAAAGAUAUAGAUAAGUCCAAGUCGUUAACUGUGGUGAAAGCAGUCGAGGCGUUUAAUUAUCAUAAUACCAAAUUAGUCCCACAUCAUGGCAACAUCAUGGAUACAAAUCAGUUUCCAAUAGCAUGGUGGGAUCAGUUUAGCUAUGUUUUUAAUGCAUUGGACAAUUUGGAAGCUAGAAGAUAUGUGAACAAGAUGUGUCUUUUCUUGAAAAAACCAUUAAUGGAAAGUGGAACAACUGGAUACGAUGGUCAAGUUCAACCUAUAUUUCCUUAUUAUAGUGAAUGCUUUGAAUGUCAAGCAAAGGCUACUCCAAAGACAUAUCCAGUCUGUACAAUUAGAUCAACUCCUUCACAACCUGUUCACUGUAUUACUUGGGCAAAAGAAUUUUUGUUUCACCAACUUUUUGAUGAAUCCUCAUCUACUGUAACAACAGAACAAUCCAAAGAGCAACAACGUAAGAAAUUAGAGGAAGAAACGAAUGAUAAACAGGAAAUUGAAAAUAUGUUGAAAGAAAGUAACGAAUUGAGUGAAUUGCGCCAAUUGAUAAAAGCGCCAGAAUUAGACGACCGCAAGCAAUUCAUUCAUAGAACUAUUAUAAAAAUAUUUAAGGUUGAUAUUGAAAGAUUGUUGCGUAUUGAUUCUUUGUGGAAAACAAGAGUGAAGCCCGUUCCGUUGCAGUUUGAUGAAUCUUAUGCGCACGAGUUAAGCAGCUUAUUAUCUGAUAAAGCAAAUGAAAAUAUAAUUAACAGAGAUACCCAGGUAUGGUCAUUGGUAGAAAACUUAUAUGUUUUUUAUAAAUCUAGCGAAAAUUUACAGAAACGAUUGAAUGAAUCGGAAACCUUUGUUUCAUUUGAUAAGGACGAUGAAGAUACUCUUAAUUUCGUGGUGGCUGCAGCGAACAUUAGAUGUAGUAUAUUUAAUAUUGAGGUGAAGAGUAAGUUUGAUAUCAAGCAAAUAGCAGGGAACAUUAUACCAGCUAUAGCAACAACAAAUGCUAUAAUAUCUGGCUUCUCAAGUUUGGGAGCAUUAAGCUUUUAUAAAUCUCAAGUUGAAAACAAUGAUUUUGGUAAUAUACUGAGUGAUUCAUCUACCGUAUUUGUCAGUAUCAGACCUAACAAAUAUAUCACUUCAGCAUCAUUAGUUGGUCCAGGAGAUCAGUGCCCAAGUUGCUCACUUUCCAGAGGAUUGCUUAACCUAAAUGAAGACGAACUAAACACAUGGACCUUAAAGGAUUUGGUAGACAAGUUAAUCCAUUCUUACGGGUACAAUGACGAUGUUUCCAUAAUUCUAGGUCAGUCGAAGUUAAUCUAUGAUUUUGACUUUGAUGACAAUUUAGAUAAAAAAUUGAGUGAGAUAAAUGGAUUUAGGAAUGGCGAACUACUUUUAGUUCAAGAUGAAGAUGAUAUUCUUGAAAAUAUGGAAUUGUACAUUAAUACUGCUCCUGUAGAUUCAAGUAAUUUACCAAUAAUAAAGUUACGUCCGAAGAAACAAAACGUUGGUAUACCAGAGGAAAAUGAAGAAGAUCAAUACAAAGAAAUAAUAACCCAAGAUGAUGCUAUAAUGAUCGAAGAUGAAGAAGAGUUGAUCAUCAACGACAACGAGGACUCUGAGUCGAAAAAACGUAAGGCUGAACCCUUGGAAGCCAACGGCAAAAAGUUCAAAGUGUAA